GUGGAGGAGGAGUGAUCGCUGCGGCCCGGCCGCUGGGGCCGGCUCGGCCUGCCCUUUGUGCCCGCAGCCUGCGCCCCGCGCGGAUGGCCGCCCCGCCGGGCUCCCCGGCCACGCGCGCCCGCCCGCGGACCUAAGCUCCGCGCCUGGGAUGCGCUGGGGAUGCGCGUCCUGCGGCCCUGCGGCUGCUCCGGGCUGGGCGCGGGGCGAUGGAGCUAAGCAUGAGGAAGUUCACCGUGCGCAGGUUCUUCUCCGUGUACCUGCGCAAGAAGUCGCGCUCCAAGAGCUCCAGCCUAAGUCGGCGCGAGGAGGAAGGCGUCGUCAAGGAGAUCGACAUCAGCCACCAUGUGAAGGAAGGGUUCGAAAAGGCCGACCCCUCCCAGUUUGAGCUGCUGAAGGUGCUAGGGCAGGGGUCCUAUGGGAAGGUGUUCCUGGUGCGGAAGGUCGCGGGCCCGGACGCGGGGCAGCUGUACGCCAUGAAGGUUCUGAAGAAGGCGACCUUGAAAGUUCGCGACCGCGUCAGGUCCAAGAUGGAGAGAGACAUCCUGGCGGAAGUGAGCCACCCUUUCAUCGUGAAGCUUCACUACGCCUUUCAGACGGAGGGGAAGCUCUACCUGAUCCUGGACUUCCUGCGGGGAGGAGACCUCUUCACCCGGCUCUCCAAGGAGGUGAUGUUCACGGAGGAGGACGUCAAGUUCUACCUGGCUGAGCUGGCCUUGGCUUUGGACCACCUGCACGGCCUGGGCGUCAUCUACAGGGACCUGAAGCCGGAGAACAUCCUCCUGGACGAAGAGGGUCACGUGAAGAUCACAGACUUCGGGCUCAGCAAGGAGGCCGUGGACCACGACAAGCGAGCCUACUCCUUCUGCGGGACGAUCGAGUACAUGGCGCCCGAGGUGGUGAACCGGCGCGGGCACACGCAGAGCGCCGACUGGUGGUCCUUCGGGGUGCUCAUGUUCGAGAUGCUCACGGGGUCCCUGCCGUUCCAGGGGAAGGACCGGAAGGAGACCAUGGCCCUCAUCCUCAAGGCCAAGCUCGGCAUGCCCCAGUUCCUCAGCGCGGAGGCGCAGAGCCUGCUGCGCGCCCUCUUCAAGCGCAACCCGUGCAACCGGCUGGGUGCCGGCAGCGACGGCGUGGAGGAGAUCAAGCGUCACCCUUUCUUUGUGACCAUAGACUGGAAUAAGCUGUACAGGAAGGAGAUCAAGCCGCCCUUCAAGCCCGCGGUGGGCAGGCCCGAGGACACCUUCCACUUCGACCCCGAGUUCACCACCCGGACGCCCACAGACUCGCCGGGCGUGCCCCCCAGCGCCAACGCGCACCACCUGUUCCGAGGCUUCAGCUUCGUGGCCUCCAGCCUGGGCCAGGACCCCCCGCAGCAGGGCCCGCGGGAGUCCACGGUCCACCCCAUCGUGCAGCAGCUGCACGGGAACAACGUCCACUUCACUGAUGGCUACGAGGUCAAGGAGGACAUCGGGGUGGGCUCCUACUCCGUGUGCAAGCGGUGUGUGCACAAAGCCACCGACGCGGAGUACGCCGUGAAGAUCAUCGACAAGAGCAAGAGAGACCCCUCGGAAGAGAUCGAGAUCCUGCUGCGAUACGGCCAGCACCCCAACGUCAUCACCCUCAAGGACGUCUACGACGACGGGAAGUUCGUGUACCUGGUGACGGAGCUGAUGCGCGGCGGGGAGCUGCUGGACCGCAUCCUGCGGCAGAGGUGCUUCUCGGAGCGGGAGGCCAGCGACGUGCUGUGCACCAUCAGCAAGACCAUGGACUACCUGCACUCGCAGGGGGUUGUCCACCGAGACCUGAAGCCCAGCAACAUACUGUACGUGGACGAGUCUGGGAACCCCGAAUCCAUCCGGAUCUGCGACUUCGGCUUCGCCAAGCAGCUGCGCGCCGAGAACGGGCUGCUGAUGACGCCCUGCUACACGGCCAACUUCGUCGCCCCGGAGGUGCUGAAGCGGCAAGGCUACGACGCGGCCUGUGACAUCUGGAGUCUGGGCGUCCUGCUGUACACCAUGCUGGCGGGAUUCACCCCCUUUGCAAACGGCCCGGACGACACCCCCGAGGAGAUCCUGGCGCGGAUCAGCAGCGGGAAGUACGCCCUCUCCGGGGGGAACUGGGACUUCGUCUCUGACGCGGCCAAGGACGUGGUCUCCAGGAUGCUGCACGUGGACCCGCAGCAGCGCCUGACGGCGGUGCAGGUCCUGAAACACCCGUGGGUCGUGAACCGCGAGCACCUGUCCCAGAACCAGCUCAGCAGCAGGCAGGACGUCCACCUGGUGAAGGGCGCGAUGGCCGCCACCUACUUUGCGCUCAACAGGACCCCUCAGGCCCCGCGGCUGGAGCCCGUGCUGUCAUCCGGCCUGGCCCAGCGCAGAGGCAUGAAGAGACUCACGUCCACGCGGUUGUAGCGCCAGGACCCGCGCCGUCCUCGCACCGGCCCCAGCCCCGGCACUGCAGGUGUUGCCGCAGCGACCACGGGGACUUCGCUCCGCCCCACUGCCUCCUUCAGCCCAGGGGGUCCAGACGGCGACCUCCCGGUGCCGCCUCGCUCCUCCCGCCUUCCCGCCUCCUUCCCCGCAGCCACCAUGCCGACGACACCGGGGCUCCUGCCGGCCCGUGUACCACCACGGCCCCCGCUCGUGCGGACAGACGUUUCCCAAAGAGAAAGCCAGUCACCUGGUGGGAAAUGCGACAUGGGGUCCCAGUCGUGUGUAGGAGGCUUCGAGGCCCCCGGGGGCCGCAGCUGGAGAGCGUCAGAGCGGGCCCAGCCCCCCGAAGACCACCCGAAGAGCCUUCGUCUCGCUGCCCCCGGCACCGGCCUGCCCUCGAUGGCUCUGGGUCUGCUCACCUUGCUCCGCCCACCGCCCACGGGAGCCCAUGCCCACCGGGACCCCAGGCUCAGUCCCCCCUGUCUCCCCUCGGGGACAGGAGGGGCCGGGGAGCUGGAAGCUCUGACGGCUGGGAGGUGGUGCCAUUUGUGGAAGCUGGGCUGUGCUGUUGCGUGUUUCUGUCGCAUGGGGCCGCCUGCACGGGCCUUCCGUGACCG
Molecule: messenger RNA, 3049 nt
Organism: Phyllostomus hastatus (greater spear-nosed bat)
Lineage: Eukaryota; Metazoa; Chordata; Mammalia; Chiroptera; Phyllostomidae
Gene: RPS6KA2
Product: ribosomal protein S6 kinase A2
Exons: 21
Coding region: 207-2411 (734 amino acids)
Biological process (GO): protein phosphorylation; intracellular signal transduction
Molecular function (GO): ATP binding; ribosomal protein S6 kinase activity; magnesium ion binding
Source: RefSeq, a predicted model, not a curated record